Molecule: messenger RNA, 912 nt
Organism: Aphidius gifuensis
Lineage: Eukaryota; Metazoa; Arthropoda; Insecta; Hymenoptera; Braconidae
Product: eukaryotic translation initiation factor 2-alpha kinase 3-like
Exons: 7
Biological process (GO): protein phosphorylation
Molecular function (GO): ATP binding; protein kinase activity
Source: RefSeq, a predicted model, not a curated record
UAUGAAAAUGAUUUUAUUGAUAUGGGAUUAAUAGCAAGUGGUGGAUUUGGAAAUGUUUAUUUGGCUGAAAAUAAAUUAACUGGUGUUAAAUAUGCAGUUAAAUGUGUUAUUAUGAAAAAAAAAAGUAGUAUUAAACAUUGUGUUAAUGAAGUUAAAAUAAUAUCAAGAUAUAAUCAUCCAAAUAUUGUUGCAUUUAAUAGUGCCUGGAUUGAGGGUGAUUAUCUUGAUGAAGAACAUGUUGAUGAUAAUGAAACUGACAUUGAAACUGAUGAUGAUUAUUAUAGUGAGGAAGAAGUCAAUGAUGAUGAUGAUGAUGAUGAUGAAUCACGUACUUCAGACAGUGAUUCUGUUGUUCAAUAUGAAGCUCCAAAACCAAAGAAAAAUUAUUUAAAGCUUUAUAUACAAAUGGAACUUUGUAAAAAUACCCUGGAAGAAUGGAUGAAUAAAAGAACAGAACAAACAUCACCAAUUGUUAUUGAAGAAAUUUUAUUACAAUUACUUAAUGCACUUGAUUAUAUUCAUAAAAAAGAUGCUGUUCAUCAUGAUAUAAAGCCAAGUAAUAUAUUUAUUGACACAACUGAAGGUAUACAAAUUAAACUUGGUGAUUUUGGUUUGGCAUGUUUUGAACGACAAAAAAAUCAUCCUGCAAUGGGAACUCAAGUAUAUGCUGCACCUGAACAACUUCAAGGACAAUGUGAUCCAAAAAGUGAUAUUUAUAGUGUUGGUAUUAUAUUGUUUGAACUUUUAUUUCACAUACCAACUGCCAUGGAACGUAGUAAUUAUAUAACACUAUUAAAACAGGGUAAAUUUGAUGAUGAUCAUCAUAAAAAAUAUCCAGAAUGGUGUGAUUUAAUCAAAUUAAUUUUACAAAAUGAUCCAACAAAACGACCAUCAGCCAAAAAAUUGCUUUGA